GGAACCUGUAGCCCCACCCAAAAGGCGGAGAAAAGGGAGUUGCAAACCUGCUGUCCUUUAUCUUCACAAUGUUCCUCUUCUAAUGAGAUAGUUUAGCUCUAGUUUUUAAAAUUGUCGAUCAUGAGUGCUGAGAACACGCCCACCACUCCUCCUAGCGACCCAAAGGUAGAAUUGGAGGCAGAUAAUGAAGAGGACGAGUUUGAGGAUGCACCGUCGACUUUUCAAAGGAACGAUGCUGUUACUGAGAUUACUCAUGAAGCCGGUAUGGAGACGAUCACAAAAGUUCUUAACAUGAUGUUGAAUAAUCAGUACUUUGAAGCAGAGGCCAUUCUGAAACCAUGGGCUGAUGUUAGUCCCUAUCAUUGUGUGGGCUAUGGUACUAUAGUAUUCUGUCAAGCCAUGAUGAGUUUUGAACCAGAGACUAUAGAGCUUGCUUCUUCCAUUUUGCAAGAUGCCGUAGCUCUACUUAACACUAUACGCAAGAAGCAAGGUGUAAUGGAGUCGUUGUCAGGAAUGGUCUUUGGUCAGAAGAUGGACUCCUACACGACGGCUGAACUUCACGCCGAGAUAUUUUAUGCUGAAUGCAACAUGCUGCAAUCACUGUUAACAUUCUUUCAGGACGAGAGCCUCAUGAGUUUCAUUAAAGGUGGUCUCAAAAUCAGACAGUGCUACUCAAUGUACAAGAACUUCUAUUCAUGGGUGGAGUCCAGUAAGCUGGAGGGCGUGGUCUUGGAUCCGGAAUUUAUUGCCGGAGUCCAGCUAGGGAUAGGCUGCUUUAAUCUGAUCAUCUCUCUCCUUCCCCAAAGGAUUCUUAAACUUUUAGAGUUUGUUGGUUUUUCCGGUAACCAGCUGCUCGGCCUACAGGAGCUAACUAAUGGAGCUCGGUCUCAAACCAUUCACUCCUCAAUGUGCACCUCAUUCAUACUGUUCUAUCACACUGUCGCAUCCGUAAUGUUAGGUCUGGCUAGUACGGAGGUUGAUCACGCUGAUGGUUUGCUACAGCUCCAAAUGGAAAGACACCCAAACUGUCUUCUUUAUUUAUAUUUCAAGGGCAGGAUAGCACUGCUUAGAGGGAAUGUCGAUGAGGCCAUCACCUGGUUCAAUAAAGCAAUGGCUGCCCAGGACCAGUGGAAGAAAGUUCACCAUCUUUGCUACUGGGAACUGAAGUGGUGCUAUGUGUUUAAAGGUCAGUAUGCUAAAGCCUCUCAUUACGCAGACAUAUUAUACAGAGAGAGCCGGUGGUCUAAAUCAACUUUCUUAUAUCAAAAAGCUGCUUUUCAGUUGAUGCUUAGACACAAGAGCUACCUGCCGGAGCAGGUGGACACUAGCAUUACCAUGGCAACCGACUCUCAAUGGGAAGAAAUUAUGAGGGAGAUUCCAACUCAUAAACAGAGGAUUGCUGGUAAAUCUAUUCCUGUCGAGAAAUUUGUCAUAGCUAAAGCUGAGAGAUCACUUGAAGGAGCUAGACUACCUUUAUGUGGACUGGAAAUGGUUUAUGCUUGGAACGGCUUCCAACUCCUUUCAAAGAACAAGCAACUCCUGGAGAGUGUCCUUAGGAUAGUGUGGGAUGAACUGAUGACUCUGGAAGAGCUAAAGGAUUCCAACAAGCAUUAUAUUGAUGACUGGUCCAUAGUGACUUUGAUCCAGGGCGUCUGUUUCAAAGGCUUAGAGAGAUUUGAUGAAGCCCAGCAGUGCUUUGAAGCCGUCAUUAACAGAUCUGGCGAGCUUCAAGUUGACCAUUACACGGCGCCAGCUGCUCAAAUGGAGCUAGGCCUCCUUCACCUAGAGAAAGGCGAUCUCCUCAAAGCCGAGAAAACUCUAGAAACAGCAAAAACUGCUUAUAAAGGCUAUCACUUGGAGAGUAGGAUCCAUUUUCGUAUACAUGCAGGACUUUGUAGAAUUUCGCAUCAAAAAACUUAGCUUUAAAUUAUUUAAUACAUUAUUAUUAUUAUUAUUAUUAUUAUUAUUAUUACUAUUAUUAUUAUGUAUACAUGGUAGUCUAGCUUAUAAUUAUUAAAUAAUUAUAAAUAAUAGUGUCUCAUGUAGUGUUUUAUCUCUAGUGUGUUACCACAAGCUAAUUUUUAAACUUCCUUUUUAAAAAUCAGAUAAAAAUAAAAA
This is a messenger RNA of Amphimedon queenslandica, 2118 nucleotides long. Its product is annotated as tetratricopeptide repeat protein 39B-like. The transcript is spliced from 20 exons. The record is from RefSeq and is a predicted model, not a curated record. Bases 121 to 1920 code for a protein of 599 amino acids. Gene Ontology annotation, molecular function: protein binding. Lineage: Eukaryota; Metazoa; Porifera; Demospongiae; Haplosclerida; Niphatidae.